Messenger RNA from Pyrenophora tritici-repentis Pt-1C-BFP, 1199 nucleotides. Its product is annotated as FabG, Dehydrogenase with different specificities (related to short-chain alcohol dehydrogenase). Lineage: Eukaryota; Fungi; Ascomycota; Dothideomycetes; Pleosporales; Pleosporaceae. The record is from RefSeq and is a predicted model, not a curated record. Gene Ontology annotation, molecular function: oxidoreductase activity.
GCCGAGCUUUAUGUAAACAUUGCUCCACAUUUACACAUGAGCGCGUCGUGACGGUGACAGCUUCGUGAUGUCACAAGAAAUCAUGAAAGUCGAUAAAAGUGAUACUUUGAUCUGCAAGCACCACAACGCGUAUUCUCACGUCUCUAGCAAAUCAACUAGGCUUUGUUAAUUACUUCUAAUUCAAUCUGAGAUACCCAGGAGAAACAUCAUGUCUUCUGAAAAAGGACAGUUCGAGCAGGGCCACCAGCCCGAUGUUCAGCAUCAAGAAGUACCCGGACUCCAGUCCAAGCUCGACCCUUUGCCCAAAGUCGAUGAGCUUCCCACACCAGAGGGCGGCGCCGAGAAGUACAAGGCUGCUGGUAAGCUCAAUGGCAAGCGUGCCAUCAUCACCGGCGGAGACUCUGGCAUUGGACGCUCCAUCGCUGUUCUCUUCGCCAUGGAGGGAGCCGAUAGCUUCAUCGAAUACCUCCCCGAAGAAGAGAAGGACGCACAAGACACCAAGAAGAUGGUAGAGGAGAAGGGCCAAAAGUGCUACACACUCGCCGUGGACCUGAAGGCAAAGGAGAACUGCAAGAAGGUCAUCGACGAGGCUGUCAAGCAAAUGGGUGGCAUUGACAUCCUGGUCAACAACCACGCUUACCAGAUGAUGAUCAACGAUAUCCACGACCUCUCAGAAGAUCAGUGGCUCCACACCUUCGACACAAACAUCCACCCCUUCUUUUACCUCUCAAAGUACGCCCUUCCACACAUGAAGCGCGGUGCCACAAUCAUCAACAACGCCUCCAUCAACGCCUACAUUGGCCGUCCCGACCUCCUCGACUACACAUCUACAAAGGGCGCCAUCAUCUCCUUCACUCGCGGUCUGUCAAAUCAGUAUGUCGGACGCGGCAUUCGUGUCAACGCCGUUGCCCCUGGCCCCGUCUGGACACCGCUGAUCCCUGCGACCAUGAACGACGACGCUAUCAAGCAGUUCACUGCGCCCAUCGGCCGACCGUCGCAGCCUAGUGAGAUUGCUACUUGCUUCGUCUUCUUGGCUAGCAAUGAUAGCAGCUCCAUUAGUGGUCAGACUAUUCAUGCCAACGGUGGCACUAUUGUCAACGGUUAAGUGGUUAGUCUUGAGCGCGGGAGAAAGGGUGUAAUGUGUAUAAUGAUUUCACGAUUAGCUAUUACAUGAAAAAUAAAAGGAUCAUGACAUUGUA